Osmia bicornis bicornis is the source of this 3332-nucleotide messenger RNA. It is a transcript of the gene RYBP, whose product is annotated as YY1-associated factor 2. Lineage: Eukaryota; Metazoa; Arthropoda; Insecta; Hymenoptera; Megachilidae. The transcript has 3 exons. Gene Ontology annotation, cellular component: nucleus. Bases 927 to 1442 code for a protein of 171 amino acids. Gene Ontology annotation, molecular function: transcription coregulator activity; DNA binding. Gene Ontology annotation, biological process: positive regulation of DNA-templated transcription. The record is from RefSeq and is a predicted model, not a curated record.
GUAUUCAACAUUCCGCUGUUCGACCGAUAGAGGAACAGCGCUGUAGAUAGAUUGUUUGUCAAUAUAUUUGAGUUAGUUGAUUUUUAAUGGCUUUUUAUGUGUAAUGUAAUCAUUUCACAAUGACCCAAAACAUAAAAAAAGUAUCCUGAUUGUAUAUGUGUCAGAGUAUUUAGUGCAUAUGUAUAGAAUAUACUGACAAUACUGUCAAAGAGAACGUCGUAUAUGUGCAAUAAUGAUACUUUUAUAUGCAAGUGAGGAAUUCCAUCUGUUUCAUUAAAGAAAAUAAUAUUUGGAAUGUUUGUUGUAUUAGCAGAAUUUAAACUUUGUUAAAUCAAUUCCUUUGAAUCAUACUUUAUCAUGGUUGUUUAAUAUGAAUACCAGUUUUCCAAUUAAUAAACUAAAAAUUUAUAAUAAAACAAAAAAGACAGAUAACCCUUAGUACAAGAAAAGUUCCAACAUUGGCACUUUUAGUUGGUAUGUCUAUAAAAUAAAUAAUACCUUACAUUAAGAAACAGAAAAUUGAAAUAAGUAUAUAUUUCUGUAAUUAAUUGAUUCAAUUGUUGGAAACAGUGUAUGUAUAAGUACAUACACAUAGGUACAAUUACCUGUCAAGUAACAACAAGUAAUGAUACAUUAUAGAAAAUGUAUACCAGAAUGACACAACAAAGAGAUAUAGGUGGUUUGUAUUGUAAAGAUGAAUACAUUCAACAAUUGUGUAUCCUGUUUAGUUGAUGCACAAAAUAUUGUCUUAGACAAUUGCAGAUUAUUUUUAUUCAAUAUCUUUGUUGUUGCUCUUUUGGAGCAUUCUGAUUGUCAUAAAGUAUUCAGUGUUCAUAAAAUCUCUUUUAAUGAGGCUGAAGGCACAUAUAGGAAGGCGAACUCUCUUUUGAGAAGGUACAGUGUUUUAAAACUGACUUUCAUGAACAAUGAACCAUUCGGGAAGUGGAAAACGUCAGGCGAAGGUUUUGGAAGAAAACUAUUGGGACUGUAGUGUCUGCACAUAUAGAAAUACCGCAGAAGCAUUUAAGUGCCUCAUGUGUGACGUCCGAAAAGGAACUUCUACGCGGAAACCCCGCAUAAAUCCCCAACUUGUGGCACAACAGGUUGCACAGCAACAAUAUGUACCACUUUUGAAACCAGGAAAGAAGGAGGGUGGAAGUGGAGGUAGUACAACGAGUAGUGGUAAAGAAAAAGACCGUAAAUUGGAUAAGCCACGACGCAAAAAUAGGCAUCCGCCUCGUCUUAAAAAUAUAGAUCGUAGUACGGCUCAAACCAAUGAAGUGACAGUAAAUAAUGUUACUGUCGUUAUUACAGAAUAUAAGCCCAAAGUAAAAAAAAGUUCAGAUCAGUCUGGUUUAUCUAGCAGUGCUUCUUCUGAAAAUGGAAGCCAACAUGAUUCUAAUCAAGAUUCUAGAAGUCUGGAUAUAGGAACGGAUGCUUAGCUCAAUGCUAUAUCACAUAUGUGUAUGAAUUAAUCUAAUUAAUAUAUUGCAUAAUGUAUGUCAAUCUCCAUGGACUGUGCUCCAUCCUGUAGACAAAAACAACCAUUUUGUCUAUAUGUUACAGGUUAUAUAACAUUCAAUGAGGUCAGAUUGUUUUAUGCUAUCAGUGGAAUCAUUGAAUUAUGUCUUCAAUACAAUAUAAGAAAUAUGUCUUGCACCAUUGUUUCAUACUGAUGUCAAAAUUGUCUAUUUCAUUAUAAUAAUCUACUUCGUACAUGAAAUGUCAACUGAACUUAGUUGUACUUAAUGUUAUUUAUUUUAUAGUUUGACAGUAUUCUAAAUUAAUUUUUAAUAUUUGAUUAAAUAUUUUAGAUAAUUUUACUAGUGUCAUUUCGGAUAUUAUUCUAUUUAUUUAUUGAUUGUAAUGAAUGCAUUAUAUGCAUUAACACGGUAAAUGUAAUUUGAUAAUCUGUUGUUGACAUAACAAUGCCCACAUGACUUUCAUUGAAUCUAUAACACCACUGCCAGAAAGCAUGUUGUAACAUUGUUAAUUAGAAUAUUUUAAUGAACUCAUUUAUGUAUAAUACGAAAUAUUUAACUUGUUUAUUUAAUAAUUACUAGAAUGGAGAAUUACGAAACUGGCAUUGGUACGUACAUACCUAUAUCCCAUUCCAAAUUAUUUAUAAAUUCGAUCUGUUCUAACCUUUAUACUUUCAUAGUAAUUAAUUUCAUUGAUGAAAAAAUUUUUAAUUUAUAUAUAGAUAUAUACAGAAGAUUAUGUAAUUAAAACGCGUAACAUAGUACGUAAUAUAAAAAGGAAUAAGUGACAUACGGUUUUACAUAUUUUAAGUAGAUUUGAAUUUAUAACAAAAGAUUUUUGUUAACUUUGAUUGCUCAUUAUCAUAAAACACAGGUGUAAUUUUUAUGUACUUCUUUAUUGCCCAUACUUUAAUAAUACUAGAAUAUAUAGAUUCAAUAUACUGUUAAAAGAAAAUAAUGUUUGACCAAUCUAUUAAAUAAUAAUUUUCUUAAGUAGUGAAAUUAAAAAAAAAAUAUUUUUUUUAUUAUACUAUAAUAGAGCUAGAAUGCUGCUACAGCUAGCUCAUAUUAGUUACUGCCUGAUCACUUGUAACUGUGAUUUAUAAUUUUUUCCUUGUAUUUAUUUUUAAAUAUUUUACGUUACCAGGUAAUAAAUAGCAUUACCGAAUUGAAUCACACAAAAUUUGUUGUGAGUGUAAGGACCAUAAAUAACAGAAUUAUUUUGUAACUGCAUGAAAAUGUAAAAUGUUAUAUGUACAACCAAUUCUUUUUAAAUUCGUGUAAAAUAUUUGUAUGCUAGUUAGAUUGAAAUAUAAAAAAUAACUUGUCAUUGCAAUUACUAUUGUUUAUCAUAAACAUGAAAGUAAAUAAUACUUUUACAGACAUUUAUACAUACAACUAUUGCAUUAUAUAGGUAAUAAAGAAUUAUGUAAUCAUGCAAUGUUAAAGAGAAAUUAUAAUAACGAUACCUGAAAUUCUUAUAGUUGCCAUUGGUAAAUUGUUCUCCAUAAAUGUCACCAAUUUUAUAAAUUUUAUAAAAUGAACGUCAAAUUUACAUUGAAUAGAAAAUAAUUCUAACUUUUUGCGUUUAUCAUUGAACAUGCGAAACACUACUUUUGUUCUGGUAUCAUAAUUUACUUUUGCCGAAAACAAAAAAUUUUCGUGAAAAAUGUUUUACAUGAUAUUCAUAAUUUAUUAUUAAUUUUACAACUUAUACGGUACACGGUAUAUUUUGAAAAUCCGAACUUCUUACUAUGACACAUAUUUUAUAAUCACUGAUUCGAAAUAUACUUUUUAAAUAAUUUAAUUUUUUGUAAUUUUAUGAUAUUGAAUAUAUAAAUAAAAAAUUUU